ACAUAACGUGUGGAAAUUACGUUUCACAAUAAAAACAUGCUUGUCCGAAAAAAUGACUGAAAUUAAAGAAAGCACCACACUAUUUGUGCGGAAUAUACCAUUCCAUUUCACAAAAGAUAAACUAGAAGAUAAAUUUUCAGAAUUUGGUCCAAUCAAGCAGUGUUUCAUUGUGAAUGACAAAGUUUCUGGAAGAAGCAGAGGGUUUGGUUAUGUCAAGUUUACAUUACUAGAAGAUGCAAAGAAAGCACAGGAGAGUGAUUUAAGUUUAGAGGGACGGAAGGUAUCGGUAGACUAUGCAGACAUUUCAAAGAAGGUCAAGAAAACACCAAGAAAACCAAAAAUAAAAAAAGAAACAGAAAAUCAUGACAGUAAUGUGCAUGAUGACAGUGAUCAUGAUACAAAAGAUAUUGUUGUAAAGGAAGAAAAAGAAAGUGAUGAUGAAAAAGUGAAGGAGAAGGCAAAAAAUAGUCAGAACCUGAAAUACCACAAGGCAAAAAUAGUGUCUGUGACAGGGCUGCCUCACAGUGUAACAGAUGGAGAACUUAAUAACUUUGUAAACAAAAUUGGUGUGAAACAUGUUGCUGAAUGUAAGCUGUUGACUGGUGGCAAGGAGGCACAUCUCAAGUUUAAAUGUAUCAGAGAUGCCAAACGAGCUAUUAGAAAAUUACACAAUCAUGCUUACAAAGACAGUAUGUUACAAGCUGUUCAGAUGUCUCAGGAUGUGACAGGUCAACCUCAGAAUGUACUGAAGAAAUCCAGAGUUAUUGUCAGAAAUCUUGCAUUUCAGUGUAAUGAAGAACAGUUACAAAAGGCAUUCAGCCAUUGUGGAGAAAUAACAGAAGUGAAAAUUCCAUCCAAUCAAGCUGGGAAGAAAUUAGGAUUUGGAUUUGUGCAAUUUACAAGAUUACCUGAAGCUAAGAAAGCUGUAGAAGAAAUGAACACAAAGAAAAUACUAGGUAGACCUGUUGCAGUAGACUGGGCACUACCAAAAGCUAGAUAUGAAAAUACACAGCAACAGAAUGAGGAAAAGUCAGAAGAUGAAGGAUCAUCGAGCAGUGAUGAUUCGCUGUCUAAUGAUCAAAAGGAAACACACGUUAAACCAGCACAGUUGAAGAAAGAAAAACUCAGUGAUGAAGAAGUUGGUGAUGUGUCAAGUGAUGAUGAUGAUGAUAGUGAUGAUCAUGAAUCUAGUGAUGAAGAUGAUGUUGGUGACAACAGUGAUGAAGAGAUGGACUCUGACAAAGAAGUUGACUCUGACAGUGAUGAUGAUGGGGAUGAUGAUAGUGACAGUGAUGAUGAAAAUGUAAAACAGAUGGACAAUAAAAAUGUUAAGAAGAAAUCCAAGGAAAAAGUGCCACGAAAAAGUGACACAGAUGAUGGCUGCACUCUAUUCCUUAGGAAUCUGUCAUUUGAUACAACAGAAGAAGGGUUAGAAGAGCACUUCAGUCAGUAUGGAGAACUGAAAUAUGCAAAAGUUGUGUAUAACCAUGAAACAGAACAUUCUAAAGGGAUUGGGUUUGUACGGUAUACAUCAAAGGAGUCAGCUGAUCGGUGUUUUAAUGAUGCAAAAGAAGGCAAGAUCUCACUGGAUGGCAGACAGUUAAUGGUGUCUGUUGCAGUGUCUAGAGAAAAGGCAGCUGACUUCACUGAGAAGAAAGCAAAGGAGAAAAAAGAUAAUAGAAAUCUGUACCUGGCUAGAGAAGGAAUGGUGAGACCAGGCACACAGGCAGCAGAAGGAUUGGCAAAGAUUGAUUUAGAUAAGAGAGUGAAGGUUGAGGCCUUGAAGAGACAGAAGUUAAAGAAUUUGGAUAUUUUCAUAUCUCCUCUACGUCUCUGUGUAAGAAAUAUACCAGUCAAUGUGGAUGACAAAAAGCUACGGGAAGUAUUUAAAACAGCUGCUGGAGAUAAACAAGCCAGAAUAAAUGAGUGUCGAAUCAUGCGUGACCGUGCUCGCACCAAUGCAGAAGGGUUAGGAAAGUCAAAGAGUUACGGAUUUGUCAGUUUUAGUGACCAUCAGCACGCUCUAGCAGCUCUAAGACAUACAAAUAAUAAUCCAGACAUAUUUGGAGAUAAAAGGCGACUUAUUGUGGAGUUCUCUUUAGAGAACAGAAAAGCAUUACAAGCAAAAGAAAAAAGGAAAGCCAAAGUAAAGUCCAAAAUGAUAAAGAAAGGACAAACAGCAGAGGGAAAAGCUAAAAUAAAGCAGACGGCAAAGUCUCCAGUUAUACCACUGAUUCAGCUAAGUGAGAAAGACAAGAAGUUGAAAGGAGACAAAGUACAGAAAGGUCUGCCUUCACAUUGGGGCCCGAAGAUUCGACACAAACCACGGCCAGCACAGACCAGCCAGGGCAAGAAAGCACAGAACAAGCAACAACUGCAGAAGGGAAAAGAUGCACAGAAAAGAAAACAGCCUGCACAGCAGUCAGAGGGCCCUGCACAGAAGAAGCAGAAGAAAGGAAAACAAAAAGAGUCAUACGACGACUUUGACAAAAUAGUUAGCAAAUAUAAGAAUAAACUGAUUGGAAAGAAAGAGAAAGGCAAAUGGUUUGAAUGAAUAGGUGAAGGUUGUUCUAAGGGCAUGUUGAUCCAGUGUGAGAAAGAUGUAAUGCGAGGUUUCUGUAUUUAUUACAUGGAACUUUUUUUUGUUGGACUUUGUCAUGGUCUGGUACCAGAUAGUGCGACUGUGUACAAGUGUAAUAUGGAGGAAAAUGGAACAUAGGUCGAGUACAUGUGGCUGCCAGACAAAAAGUGAAUGAAAAGAAUUGAAACCACUUUCUUGAACAUAGGAGGCAACUCACAGGGUUAACCCUUGGUUUUGCUGUAUCUUUGAUUCCAGAAUGUAUAAAAGCUUCAAUUCCAUCAUAAUUUUAUUUUGGUAUAGAUGAAAUGUUAAACUUUAUUCUUUAAUUCUGUUGGCACCAUACUGUACUGUGUUGGUGCCCUGUAAAACCGAAAUCAUAUACAUACUUCAGGUCUUAAAGUUCAGAGAGACCAUACUGUCAUAUUAAAAUGGGGCAAUUACAAAAUAUUUUAUGGCAAGAAAAUAUACUUUUCUAUUUGCGAUCUUUCUCUAUAUAAUGGACAUUGUUUUGUAUUUUCAAAUGAAUUAAACAGAAAAUUGUGAAAAUGUCAUAAAAUGUUUUUUAACCUUUAAAUUAUGUAUUUUCUGUUUAUCUUGAACGAAAUUAUUUAUUUGUGAACUAGGGCUGAAACAGGAGGUAAAAAAGCAUCAGUUCCAGGGUCAAUCCAUUUUACAAAAUUCAUUAUCUAUUAUACAAAUUAAAAUUUUUUAAGAAACACAAGUGGUAAUACAGUUUAUUUAACUCGUUUAUUUAUAUAAAUUGUAGAUGUAAGUAAGGCGACGUGGACAUUAACUAUAUUUGGAGACAGCAUGCCCUCAUGCUUCAUUGAUCAAAAUAAUACAUAAUCCAGAAGAUUUCACUAGAAUAUUUUGUAUCAGUUAAGAUAAAGUUCAUCAUAAAUUAAUGCUUCAUUUAAAAAAAAAAAAAAAAAAAAAAAAAAAGCUUUUAAUAUUAAGGUCCUACCUUUUAAAUAUUCUUUGACUAGUGGGUCGUCAAGACUUUCUUUUGUAUGUUUGAACAUCGUACGCAUCCUUGCAGAUGAUGUAAUAGUUCCUCUGUAACUUCAUUGGUACCACAUAAUUUACAUCUUGUCUUCUGUUUCUCUGGAUGUGUUGCUACUUGCAAACAUGACUUGACUUUAAAGGUCUGCCAUAUGCUUCUAACCAAUCAUUAUAAAGUAUCAGGGCGUUUUGAUAUAUUUCUACAUCUGCAUUGAUACUUCAUGGGAAAUUGGCCUACAAGUACCCAGGACCAGAUUUUUUUACUUGUGUCAGCCCUAGUGUAAACAACUUAAUACUUUGAUUUUGACAUUAAUUUAUAAAGUAAUAAUUUAUGUAUAUAAAAUGUGGUCAAGGUGUUAUAUUUAUGAUUUCAUCAGAAAUCUAUACUGAAAGAAAGUCUGUCCAAGAACUGGACAAAUAAUGUUUGUUUUAAAAUAUUGUAGAUUAUUUGUCUUUUUAAAAAUGUUGUUGAUUAAGUAUUUUGAAAAUGUUGUAGAUUGAUUAUUAAUGUUACAAGUUCAUAUUUCUGCGAAAUGCUGAAGGUGGAAGUCCACUUUUGUUCACAAUUUUAUCCUAUGGUCAGUUAUGAAGUUUUCAACUUGCAAGAAAUAUUUUCUGACAAGGAUAGGGUAUUACUGAUAGCUUGUUUCCUCAGAUAUGCCCCCCGUUUCGCUAUCCAGCAUUGAAAAUCGAGCACAUUGUCUCCACUAAUGGCUGUGAUGACAAAAUAAAAAUAUGUUGUUAUUGAUGAAAUUGAGGCCUCUGUACUCAGAGAAAUGUGUUAGACGAACAGCUAUAAUUAACUUUUUGGAAAAACGUUUCUGAAAAACAAAAGUUCUUUACAAAGUAUCUGCAAAGUUUUCACAACAAAGAUGUUUGAAUAAUUAUAAACAUUAUACCAAUAAAAAUUCACAAAGAAAAA
This is a messenger RNA of Mercenaria mercenaria, 4505 nucleotides long. RefSeq names its product RNA-binding protein 28-like. NCBI's taxonomy places the organism in Eukaryota, Metazoa, Mollusca, Bivalvia, Venerida, Veneridae. Gene Ontology annotation, molecular function: RNA binding. The coding region runs from base 53 to 2554 and encodes 833 amino acids. The transcript has 20 exons. The record is from RefSeq and is a predicted model, not a curated record.